AUGUCGAACAUUAGCAGAUAUGGUCCAAAUAAGGCACCUCAGCCGCCACCACCAUCACAGGUUGUCGUAAAGGACUCAGCUAAUAGUUUAAAGCAAGAGUUGGAAAAGCUAACUCAGAACGAAGCCUUGAUAAGGAAUGCUAUAACCGUUCUUCAAAACACAAUGCAUGAGAUGAAAAAAACUGAAAGCAAAAUGAAUGCAAACCUGACGAGUCAGAGAAGUAGACUGGAUUAUUUAUUUGCCUAUAUAAAUAAGACUAAGUUGGUGACAGAUCACCAUGGUACCAUACUUCAAGGACCACCAGGCCCUGUCGGUCCGCCAGGGGUCUUGGGCUUACAAGGGCCCCCAGGUCCCCAAGGACUUCAAGGUCCUAAAGGGUCUCCAGGGCCUCCUGGAAAAACCGGAAUCGCUGGUGCUAUUGGCCGUCAGGGACUUCCAGGUGUCCCUGGUCUCCGAGGUCCACAAGGAUACAAUGGAACUCAGGGCUUCAAAGGGGAUACUGGAGUACCUGGACCAAAAGGAGCCAGAGGACCUCCCGGUGUUCACGAUCUGAGCCUUUGUCAACAUAGGAGUAAUUCUUCAGUAACGACAAGUGGUCCAUACGCGAACACGGCCAUUAGCCGGGCACUUUUGGCGCCAGGGGUCUUGGGCUUACAAGGGCCCCCAGGUCCCCAAGGACUUCAAGGUCCUAAAGGGUCUCCAGGGCCUCCUGGAAAAACCGGAAUCGCUGGUGCUAUUGGCCGUCAGGGACUUCCAGGUGUCCCUGGUCUCCGAGGUCCACAAGGAUACAAUGGAACUCAGGGCUUCAAAGGGGAUACUGGAGUACCUGGACCAAAAGGAGCCAGAGGACGUCCCGGUGUUCACGAUCUGAGCCUUUGUCAACAUAGGAGUAAUUCUUCAGUAACGACAAGUGGUCCAUACGCGAACACGGCCAUUAGCGUGGUUGAAACAACU
Messenger RNA from Stylophora pistillata, 954 nucleotides. RefSeq lists its product as uncharacterized. The record is from RefSeq and is a predicted model, not a curated record. Lineage: Eukaryota; Metazoa; Cnidaria; Anthozoa; Scleractinia; Pocilloporidae.